AUGUCAGCCAACUUGGACCAGGUGCUGAGGAAUGCUCAAAACAAGAUCCGUGGACCUGGCGGUGCGAUAGCAAUCGUACAGAAGGGAGAGGUCGCUACUCACCAUGUCUGGGGCUAUGCCGAUAUGGAUCGUGCCAUUCCAAUGCGCACAAACACUCAGAUCCCAAUCUGCAGCAUAUCGAAGCAGAUGGUGUGCCUUGUCAUGGUCGACUUGAUUCGAGAUCCAACGCCCGCAGCAAAGGCUGGUGGGGAUGUCACAGCGCAGUUGCAGACAGAGCUGGAGACGCGACUGCCACAGCUUGCUGGCAAGGUCACGAUACAGCAACUUUGCAAUAUGUCCUCAGGCAUUCGAGAUUACUGGGCAGAGACAGUUCUCUGGGGCAGCAAACCAGAUGGCAUAUUCAGUGCUACUGACGAUGCCACUGCUGCACUGAACCGGACUCGAUCAUUCCACUUUGAGCCAGGCACUGAGUACUCCUAUUCCAAUGUCAACUUCCACAUCCUGGCGAGAAUAAUCGAAAACGUGGCCGGUCAAUCGCUGGGUCAGCUUCUGAGUCAACGCGUCUUCAUUCCAGCAGGUAUGGAGACGGCUUCUUUGUGCCCCAACAAUGCUGCACUUCCUCUCCCUAUUGUUGGAUACGAAUGUACAGAACAGACUGGCUAUUUUGCAGCAAUCAACCGAAUGGAAUGGUCUGGAGAUGCAGGGGUUGUGGGUUCGCUCGAAGACAUGAUUGCGUACGAGAAGUGGCUCCACCGCAGCUGGAGUGACCCAAAGAGCAUUUACAGGACGAUCGCAGAACCACAAAGUUUCAAAGAUGGGACUCCCGCCAGGUAUGGAUUCGGACUCGCUCAUGGAGAGACUGUGGGCACGAAAUGGCUUGGACAUGGUGGAGCACUGAGGGGAUUCCGUCUCAUGCGUGUUCACGCACCGUCUGAAGAAGUCUCCGUGGUAGUGAUGCUCAAUCACGAGACGGACCCCAGUGGUGCAGCCGACUUGAUUCUGAAAGGUGCAUUGCAACUGCAAGAGCCAACCACCGCAUCGGUGAGCCCUUCGCCGGAGUGGAUGGGCAGCUUCUUGGACGAGGACACGAAGCUGUUGGUGAGGGUGGAAGCCGGGAGUAAAGAUGGCGAAAUCAGCAUCAGCUACGACCGGGCAAGGGCUCCGGUGAAACUCACUGGAAUCAAGACUGCUACGUCGCGUGCUAUGGAGGCUUCCAUCGAUGGCGAUGUUCUGCACAUUAACCGGAUUACCGACAAUCGAGUGCUUCGCGCCAAGCGUCUUGCGAAGCGUCCUGAUCCGGAGACGGAGGAUUUAUCAUUCACAAAGGACUAUCUGGGUGAGUAUCACUGCUCAGAUUCCGAGAGUAGCUUCCGUUGUACCGGAGAGGGAACUGUGUUGUAUGGCUUUUUCAGUGGAUACCUUGCCGAUGGCCGAAAUGGCCCGGCACAUCUGAUGCGGUAUGUUGCGGAGGACGUUUGGCUGCUGGCCUGCCCACGAGGCCUGGAUGCUCAACCUCCUGGCGACUGGACGGUGUGCUUCCAUCGCGAUAGCAAUGGCGCUGUUUGUGGCGCCACGAUCGGCUGUUGGCUUGCACGCCUGAACGAGUAUGUGAGAAAGUGA
This is a messenger RNA of Ramularia collo-cygni, 1620 nucleotides long. Its product is annotated as related to beta-lactamase class C and other penicillin binding proteins. The transcript is spliced from 2 exons. Lineage: Eukaryota; Fungi; Ascomycota; Dothideomycetes; Mycosphaerellales; Mycosphaerellaceae. The record is from RefSeq and is a predicted model, not a curated record. Gene Ontology annotation, molecular function: aminopeptidase activity. Bases 1 to 1620 code for a protein of 539 amino acids.